This is a messenger RNA of Leucoraja erinaceus (little skate), 5142 nucleotides long. RefSeq lists its product as uncharacterized. The record is from RefSeq and is a predicted model, not a curated record. Bases 1282 to 3537 code for a protein of 751 amino acids. The transcript is spliced from 35 exons. Lineage: Eukaryota; Metazoa; Chordata; Chondrichthyes; Rajiformes; Rajidae.
CGUUGAGAGUAAAAUCAAGGCCAUUUAAAAAUUACAUGCAGAAUCGGUGACUUUUGGGUAUGGGGGAUCCAUGCUGUUGGAUGCACAGGACUUACAUCUCCUGACAUGGUGGAGGUAAUCUGUGCGGAGAAAGUAACAAGAGAAAUGCAUUUUCACUCCAAAUGUGAGACCUAAACAUCAGCAACAAUGUUUUGAUAGAGCACUUUUAAAUCAGCAAAAUGUUCCAUUCAGUAGUUGAUAGAUUGGCAUCUCUUAAUCUGCUAACUUCUGAUUCCUUCCAAGUGAUAUCAGGAAUACUUGUUAAAUCUUUUAGUUUAGAAUAUAGCAUUUCCUGCAGCAGCUAACAUUCACUUUACUUUGCAAGGUCUCUCCUUCGCAAACGUCCAUAUUAACUGCAACCUAUGCAAGCACGCAUUAAUGACUACAUAGACACUAGAAACUGUAGGUUUUGGAAUCUUGUGCUGGAGGAACUCCAUGGGUCAGCCAGCAUCUUUGGAGGGAAUAGACAGACAAUGUUUCUGGUCAGAACCUUUUUUCACACUGAUUGAGUAGGGGAGAAAGCUGGAGAAUAAAGGUGAGAUUUAAUGCAGUGAAAGAUUGACAGUUGAUUUGCCGAAAUGUAGAGCAUGUUCAUUGAGCGAUACUGUAACCAUCACGAGGAAUGUGACUUCCAUUCCCACGUGCACUGUUUAACAGAAGGGAAGUUCACUCUGUUAAUGUGCAGCCAUUGUCUUGUGUUUGGUACAGAAUCAUACAUAAAUCCAAGCCAGCUCGGUGCUACAAAUGAUCACUGGUUUAAAGGCAGUUGACAGUGCUAAUGUAGGAACAAGGAAGACCAAUUGAAUGCCUCUUCAGGAAAAGGAUUCCUCUUGCACCAUUCCAAAUUCUGACUUCCUGCCACAGUUCCACGAGGAUUCCAACCCCUGAGGUGCAAGUACUUGUAUUUAUAUGUUUACAUCUCAUGUUAACCUCAAACCUCGACCAGGAAAGAAUCAUUCCUUAGGGUUCUCAGUUUUCCAAAAAUCAUUCUUCAGCGAAUUCUAUGAAAGCCUUUUUGAACAUUCUUUUUCUAUUUGUGUUUUAAACUCAUCCUCGUGCUCUUGUGCACCACAAAGAUAUUUAUUCAUUCAAUGAAGUAAUUCAAUAUGAUGACAGCUGAAUCACUUUGAUUGCAUCACUCAUUGUCUUUUGUGUCACAAAGCCUUGAGUUUGACACCUGAGGGAAAGACUGUAUACCUUGGGCUUUCAGUCAACUGCCCUUAAACCAGGGGAGGAGGAAAAAUGGAAAUGGACUCAGGAAGCCCGGUACCUCCUCAGUCACCUGUUAUGCAAUCACCUGUUACAGUCUCUUCACCGACACCUUCUCAGACGUCAGCAAGCACAGCAUCUCCUGUCGGCAUGAUGGAUGAUGUGCAGUUACUUGACUUAUCAGCGUUUGAUCCAGAUUGUGACCAGAGCUACUACGACAGAAUACGAGAAAUAUUUGUGGAAGUUGGAAUUAAUAUUUCUCCUACUGCUGCAACACUUCCACCUGAAUCUGAUAUUAACAAGCGCAUCCACAACUACCGACUACAUGUUGCAAAAACAUGGAUGCCAGACACCAAAUACAAGCAGAUUGAAAACAAGUUUGACCUCUACCAACAUGAGCUUGUCCUGCUUGCACAACAGGAACAACGUAGUAAAUUCAGGCCUGAAAUGACUGCAGAUGAAAAGAAACAAAUAGAAAUGCCCAUCAACCGAAAGCUGGCAUCAGAUCUCCAGCGCCUGGCGAUGAAGAAGCUGGAUCUGGUACUAAUGUGGGUGCCUCCGACAACACGGGGCAAUCUAGACCAAGACUCCACUAUUCUUCGCGAGGAAAUCAUUCGUGAAAAUGAACUGGCAAAAGCAGAGGCUUCAUCUUCCGCAGCUGAAAUGACAAAAGAAGAAAGGGAACUGGAAGAAAAGAUCAUGAUGCACAAACUACAUGUGGCAGAAGCAUGGAUGCCCAGGGAGCUACUAGAAACAUUGAAUGCCAAAUUCCUGCUGUUCCAAACCAAUGCAUCCCGCGAAGAAAUGGAGAAGGCAGCCGCGGACAUUCGCACAGGGAUGUCAGCCGAUGAGCGAAGGAUCCAGGCGAUGAUCCGACACCAGCAGAUGACGCUGCGAGUGCAGCAGGCCCACCUCAACCGGCUGCAGGUGGCCGAAUCCUGGAUUCCCGAGGAACAGCGCCUGAAGAUCGAAAACGAGUACACCAUGAUGCGCGCCAUUCAUUGGAGGCGCAAGAGCAACAAACCUAUGCCUGCCGCCUGGGUUCAAAAGAACGUGAUUCCUAAUGCGUGGAAGAAAACAACUUCCCCGGAAGGAAGUCUAUUUGGAGCACCAGAAGAUGAAGACACGGAUUCGUUGCUUCUCGAUCAUGAACUGCAAAAAUUUGAAGAACUUGAAGCAGAGCAAGAACGUUUGGCAAAAGAAGAAAAGGAGUUCCUCAGACGGCGAAACGAAAUGUUGGCUUCAGAAUUAGGUGUAGCCGGAAGUGUAAACAUGGAACAAACUGAAGAAGAAUUUAGGUUGGCACGAGAAGAACAAGAAUUUCUGGAACUUGAAAUGAAGGUGGCUGAGGACUUCGAGAAAGAAUUCUUUCAACUGGAAGAACAGAGAGUAAUGCGAAACGUGAGGAAAAAUGAAGAAGAUGCAGAAAGAGCAAAAGUGAUUGCAGCUACCGCAGCAGUUGGAGCAGAAGCUGCCAGGGCUCUAUCACCAGGAGGUGCCGCAUUACCAAUUUGUAGUGACGCAAGCCUGGCUGACAAACAAUUGGCGCUGCAAGAACUUCAUCUGCAACUUGAGAAAUUGCAGAAAGGUGAACUUUCAGAGGAAGACAAGGAGAGGUUGUUGGAGGAAGAACGUUUGCUGAAGGAAGAGAUGCAGAAAGGCAGAGAUCGAAAAGGCACCUGCCGGAUCCUACUACCACCAACAGAGACAGCCAUGGAAGCUGCUGCAGGUGCCACUGCAGGUGCUGCUGCAGGUGCCGCUGCCUUGCCGCCAGGAGUGGCCAAGCCCUGUCCGAUGAAACGAAGACUUCGGCCAACUGGCCGCAUACCAGGAUGGAUGGACACUCACCAAACAGUUUCCACAUGCAGUCGCCCGCCCAAGUCAGCAUUCCUAGCAGGAUUGGCACCUCCCCCUACAGUCGCUGAGCCCAGUGUGAGAACAGGAGCCAUCCCGAAAAUAAAACGACCGCAACCUAGUCGGCCUGCUAGCGUGGCUAGGCCGACUGCUGGCCCUCCGAGAACUUCCCCCACAAUCCCAAGGCGGCAACAACCACAACGCAGCCAAACACCUGCCACGGAUACGCCAGGCGUUUGCCCUAUGAGAGGAUCCCCAAUCCCAUCGUGGCAACAACCCAGCCAAUUGGCCCAGCCCAGAUCUUAUACGGGUGGUGCGAGACCAAGAUCAAUACCAACACCAGCGCGGCGGCCAACUGGUCUGGAUACAUCGCGCAGUGAAAGAAGAAAUCCAGACCCAAAACCUAGCAAACUGCCUCAACGAAAAAGACCUUAAUCUUACAAGUACUGAAAAAAGAUCCAAUGACAAUUCAGAGGGCUUUGCAAACAAGAAUGACGUUAAGGUUAAUGCGAUGACGAUACAACCUAUUGCAUUACAUGGCAACGUGUCAACAACCACACAAAGGUAUUAUUUUUAAGAUACGGGAAAAUGGACAAAAUCAUAUUGAUUGAACCAAGAGUUAGGCAUGGGAAAUGCCCAUUCCGAAUCUAUGAAGCACCUGUACAAAGUAUUCGCCUAGUGCAGUGAGGGUAGUGAACUUCAAAGAUCCAAGUCUCCUGCGGAGUAUGAUUCUGUUUCAUUCAGCAGACUGAAGGUUCAAUUCAUGAGGUACAUCGAUUUGAGAAAUUCCUGUGGAAGCCACAGACAUCCAUAGCUGUCAUUGGAUAAUCGACAUGAAGGGUUUUCACCGAACAACACUGAGUCAAUAAAACUAUGCCAGCUAAAAGAUAAAAACCGGUGUACAUCCUUUUAGGUAGAAUUAUAAUAAUGGCAUCUCCAAACCAAAUGAUUACGCGAGAGAGAAGAUGCUGAAAAGAUUCAGCAGGUCGGGCGGCAUCUAUGCAGAGAGGAAUACUGCUCAUGCUUCAUGGUCUCUCUCUCGAGCACUGGGAGAAGUUAAAGAUGGACAAAGAAAUGGGAUGUGGGGUGGUGGGAACGAAAAGGAAGGUCCGUGACAGGACAUAAAGGCAGAAAAAGGAAAUAAGAGGGAACACGCAUCAUUGCCAUCUUUCACCAAGCAUUAUGGUUCCUUCUUGAUGUUUAAUCUCUCAUGCUUUUCACAGACAUUUUGUGCUUUUUGCUUCCACUUCCCAUUUUCUACUCGAUGAUGAAAAGCUUUGCUGUGUCCUUAAGAGACUACGAUGUCUAAUUAACGCGAGAUUUCGUUAAAAAAACAUUUUUUUUCCCCAAUACUAUUUAAAUCCAACACUGUUUUUUUUCUGCUGGUCAACUUCCACUUUAGUUUUUAAUUGAGUCGCUAGUUCCCCAAUCAAAAUCAUGCUAUAACCUAUUUGGGCUGCAUAACAUACGACUUUGUAAUGCUCUAAUGGCUUUAAAUCUAUUUUGCAUUAUAGUAACCCAUAUUAUGGCAGAACUUCCUGUAUUCCAAUUCUUUCAUAUUAAAGGACAGUAUACAAUUUCCCCUCUUAAUCGAUGUUGGCACCUGCAUGUUGACUUUCAGUAACUCGUGCAUGGGGGUACCCAGGUGCCUGCGAACGUCAGCAUCACACAAUUCGCCUUACUGCAUCAGUUAGCAGAACAGAACAAGGAGGCACGGUGGCGCAGCGGUAGAAUUGCUUCCUUACAGCGCUUGCAACACCAGACCCAGAUUCAAUCCCAACUACGGAUGCUGUUUGUACAGAGUUUGUACGUUCUCCCUAUGACCUGCGUGGGUUUUCUCCAAGAUCUUCGGUUUCAUCCCACACCCCAAAGACAUAGGUUAAUUGGUUUGGUGUAAAUGUAAAAAUUGUGUCUUCAGGAUAUUGUUAGUGUGCGGGGAUCAUUGGCCGGUGCGGACUCAGUGAGCCGAAGGACCUGUUUCCGCACUGUAGCACAAAAAAACAUUUAAUAAAACGAUAAAACAAUCCUUGGGAUUCAGUC